This is a messenger RNA of Penicillium soppii, 1845 nucleotides long. RefSeq lists its product as uncharacterized. The record is from RefSeq and is a predicted model, not a curated record. Bases 1 to 1845 code for a protein of 614 amino acids. The transcript has a single exon. Lineage: Eukaryota; Fungi; Ascomycota; Eurotiomycetes; Eurotiales; Aspergillaceae.
AUGGCUUCCGGGCCUUCGCUGGUCGACAUUCCAGUCGAAAUUCUUUACAUGGCCCGGUCAUUUUUGACCAAUCGCGAUAUAAAGUCUCUACGCUUGACUUGUAAAUAUCUGAGCAAUGCGGUGCCAUUGAACUUUUCACGAGUGUUUCUUUCUGCAAACCCGUUGGAUAUUGAGGUGUUUCGUGCUGUUGCAAACCACCCUACUCUUCGCCAUCAAAUACAGGAGAUCAUUUGGGACGAUGCCCGUUUUGUUUCUGAGCCAUGGUCUCUCUGGUCCGAGCUAGGAGACUAUGAGCGGGAAGUUCUCACAGAGUGGAGUAAUUAUCACGAAGCCCCCUUUUGGUUUGUUUACAGAUGCAGAGAGAACAUCAUAAGUAUGAGGGCUCGAAAGACCUCGGACAUCGAAAGACCCGCCCAUGCUUCUCUUGAAAGACAGUUGAAGGCUCUCCUGCCUAUAAAGCAAUGUUACGAUCACUAUGCGGUAUUGAAAAAGCAGCAAGAUGAGGUUCUCAUAUCUGGCGCCGACAAAGAUGCGUUUGUUUAUGGCCUGGAUCGCUUUCCGCAAUUGACCAAGGUUGCCGUCACACCUGCAGCGCAUGGGUGGUUAUUCUGUCCGCUUUAUGAGACCCCUUUCAUUCGUGCGUUUCCGUAUGGAUUCAACUACCCGAUCCCAAGGGGAUGGCCCACCCCUUGGCCAAUGUCCCCUGACUACCCGGCACCUUGCUCAUGGACCCUGGAGACUGCCAGAAGCAUGCCAAACCCACUUUUAACCCCAGAGAAUCGCACCGCAGGCGAAGGUUACAAAGAUCUUUGGAGGGGCGUUAGGACCGUUUUGAAAAGCCUCUCCCAAUGCGACCAUCAUGUCUCCGACUUGAGAUUCGAUGCAAAUAAACUCAACACAGGUGUUCAUCACGAAAUGUUCACUCGACCGUGUGAAGAAUACGAUCACUUUGUGACGCUGCUCAAGCGGCCGGGACUUCGCCGCUUUGAUUUGACUUUGUUCAUCGAUGACCCAGGGCUGCAAAGCUUUGCGACCGGAGACUUCCGACGGGCUAUUGGCCAUGCCAAAGAUUUGACACAUAUCAAUAUAUCGACUACGCUCGACAUUGCGUCUCAUUACUGGGGAUAUAGGGAAUAUAAUGGAUCCACGUCUUUACAAGAUAUCCUCCCUUUUGCUCAGUGGCCGAAGCUUGCACAUUUCGGUAUCACACGGCUUGAGAUAACACCAUCAGAUUUGCUAGAGACGCUUCGUAAGUUACCACAAACAGUGCAAUCAAUUGAACUCAACCGGCUGCGAUUCUACGGCCAAGGCGAUGUCCACGACUGGCGCGAGUCAGAAAAUCUGGAACGAUUCGGCAUGUUCCACGCUUUACUGGAGGAAAUACGGCAAAAGCUCAAAUGGCACGAGCGAUAUAGAUCCGAGAGGCCAUCUCUUGUCAUGAUUGCGGAUGAAUGUCACCCAUGCACCAGUGAAUUCCUAGAUGAUGAUGUCCAUCCAUGCUCUCGGGGGACUUUCUACCAGGAAGCCUAUCAUCCCUGCGAAAAUGGGCGAGGCAUUCGGCUCGAAAAAGAGAUUCAUGAUUUCCUCUACGGAUCUGGGGAAAAUCCCUUUGAAGAAAAUUUCCAGGUACCGAAGCGUGGGAUGGGGACGAAACGAGAUAUCUUCUUUCCCGAUUGUAUUCGGCCUCAGGUCGGUUCGAAGGAAGAUACAUCAAUGAGGACUACCGACCCUGAAAUUUGGGAAGGGGAUUGGCCUGGAUAUUUACAAGACUACUCGUCUGAAGGCUUCAGCCUAUUCCACAGGAUGGAGGAAUUCGAGCUGUGUGGGAGGUCCCGUCCCAACUAG